AUGCCGACCCUCCUCUUCUGCGCCCCCUUCCACCACUGCCUCUCUACGUCCCCCACCGUGCAACCCCUCUGCCACCAUGUCCGCCAUCCGGCCCCCCUGCUCCCCGAACAGCGCGAGCUGCCCCUCUUUCCGCUCCGCAUGGUGCUCAACCCCGGCACACCCGUCCCGCUCCACGUCUUCGAGCUCCGCUAUCGCCUGCUCUUCAACCGCAUCCGCGACACUGACUCCCGCUUCGGCAUCGUCAUGUACAACCCGGACUCCUCGUCCCUGGCCUCCAUCGGGUGCGCCGCCGAGCUCACCCGCUUCGAGCCGCUCCCCGACGGCCGCAUCAUGACUAAUAAUAUUGGCCGUGAGAGGUUUCGCAUCCUUAGAAUCAUCGAGGAGAAGCCGUACACGCGCGCAGUCGUCGAGCACGUGUAUGACGAAACGCCGGACGAGGACCUGUCCGCCCUCAUGGAGGACGUCUGGGUCGUGCUGCAGGACGUCCUGCGUCUGAGCAACAAGCUCUACGACAAGGUUCUGGAUCUCAGUCCCGAGAUCCGUCGCCUGGCUCCCGGCGGCGACGCCGACUUUGAAGGCGCUGAGACUCGCACCAAGGACGGCUGGCCGUCCCCGCGACGCCUCGAGGACUUCUCGUUUGCGGUUUGUCAGGUCCUCGACAUGCCGCUCGAGGAGCAGCAAAUCUUACUCCAGAUUAGAAAUACUGGCAAGAGACUUAGACGGCAGAAUAAGAUGUUACAGACAGCAAGGCAGUACCUGGCCGCUCAACUCUUCCCAGUCCUUGACGCCCGGCAUGUCGGCGUACCGCGCCAUCGCCUGCUCGAACGGCUCCGUGCCCACGUACUCGGCGUAGUAGAACAGCCGGUCGCCCCACGUCCACAGGCUCAGGUUGCGGAUGCCCACCGCGCGCAGCGCGUCCCGCACUUCGGCCCGGCUGUUCGCAUGGUGCGCGAUGUACUUGUCGAUCAUCCCGGCCUUGAUGUUGAGGGUCAUCGCAAUUUUCUUGGGGGGGACCGCCUCCGCCAUUGUGUGUGA
Messenger RNA from Chondrus crispus (carragheen), 1035 nucleotides. RefSeq lists its product as hypothetical. Lineage: Eukaryota; Rhodophyta; Florideophyceae; Gigartinales; Gigartinaceae. The record is from RefSeq and is a predicted model, not a curated record. Bases 1 to 1035 code for a protein of 344 amino acids. The transcript has 3 exons.